Frankliniella occidentalis (western flower thrips) is the source of this 634-nucleotide messenger RNA. RefSeq names its product cuticle protein 10.9-like. The coding region runs from base 128 to 550 and encodes 140 amino acids. Gene Ontology annotation, cellular component: chitin-based extracellular matrix. The record is from RefSeq and is a predicted model, not a curated record. The transcript has 3 exons. Gene Ontology annotation, molecular function: structural constituent of chitin-based larval cuticle. Lineage: Eukaryota; Metazoa; Arthropoda; Insecta; Thysanoptera; Thripidae.
UCUUCUCUCUCCUGCCAGCGUGUGUGGCGGAGUGGAGGUGGCACAGCAGGGCAGAGUCUCCAGGUCCAGGCAGGCCAUCUUCCAGCAGAACUCCGUUACCCGCCGAGCACAACAGGCCAGACCUAACAUGAAGCACUUCACCGCGGUACUGACCCUGAUGGGUUUAGCUGUAUCAGCAGCUCAACUGAUUGUUACGGAAGAGGCACCACAGCCUCCCCACCCCUACAGCUUCUCCUACGCUGCAGGACGAGCUCCUGGCCAUGUAGACAGAGUCCAUUCGGAGACUAGUGAUGGAAGUGGUGUAGUAAAAGGUCAGUAUUCUUAUGUGGAUCCCCGCUUCAAGGUGCGAACAGUCGACUAUGUGGCUGAUGCCCAUGGCUUCCAUGCCCAACUGAGUGACCCCGUGCGGGAUACACCAACAGUAGCAGCAGCCAAGCAGCGACACCAUGAUCUCUUUGCUCGAAUCGCAGCAGACCAUGCUCGCAUUGCCGCAGAGAGGGCACAAGAUGCUCUUGAAGAUCCAAACCACCUCCUAGUCCAGAACAAAUAGACUAAGAAAAUGGAUGUGUGGCAAUGAAUGUUUUCUAUGAAAGUGCAAAACAAAUAAACCAUUCAGAUUUUCCUGUGUUGGAAA